AUGGGUCGCAAGAAGAUUCAGAUAACCCGCAUCCAGGAUGAGAGGAAUCGCCAGGUAAUACCGUAUAUAUAUUACUAUGCUAUAUAUUUUACAAGUUAACAGUACUUUGUGCAAUAUGCAAAUAGUAACACAGCUUUGUGACAUAGUUAAUUUACAAUUCUUAUCUCGGAACCAGCAAUGUUUAACUUGUGUUAUAUCACCUGUCACAUCAGCGGGGAUCCGUGACGUCCGCAGAUGUUAACAUUAGUGUUUUUAUUAUUGCCCACAAUUACUGAGUAAAUAACAAACACGUUCAGGUGACUUUCACGAAAAGAAAGUUCGGUCUGAUGAAGAAGGCCUACGAGUUGUCGGUGUUGUGCGACUGUGAGAUCGCGCUUAUCAUCUUCAACUCGAGCAACCGCCUCUUCCAGUACGCCUCCACCGACAUGGACAAGGUCCUGUUGAAGUACACCGAGUACAACGACCCCCACGAGAGCCGCACCAACCACGACAUCAUGGAGAUGUUACAGCGCAAGGAAGGGAAGCCUUGCAAUGGAAACGACUCCGACGACGACUCCCCGGGUCCGUCGACUCCACAUCAAGUGAUGCCUCCGUCGGGCGGUAAGUGUUUACUUCGUAUCACGUGCCUUAUCACCUUUUGAUUCAAUCAGCCUGUCCCAUCAAUUAUACAGUGUUUCGAUUAGAGUUUACUGUGGUAUUCCAGUGUCGUAUCCGUCGAAUGGAGCACCGAACCCAUCCAUCUCGAGUCGGCAACCCCAACUCGACUUCAAUGGCGUUACCAACAUUGCUCAGAUCUUCAACAACCCCAACGUGUUCCUCAACAACCCCUACAAUCAGAUGCGUCAGAAUCUCCCCAACGCUGUAGCGUCGACGUUGGCUGCCGCUGCGACCGGCAACAACAAUCGACCGCCCAAUGAGAAUAUGCUCAGCAAGGAACACCAUCAGGUACGUUCUUAACCUACGUGACAUUCUCGAAAGAUUAUUAAUUAAACAUGGUGUUUACAUGUCAGUCUUAGUCACGAAUUUCAGAUAAACUAGUACAACAUAUUAACCAUUUGUUUAUUAAGAUAAAUAUUGUUGCAGGACUUCCCGACUACGUCAGCCAGCUUUUCCACGCAGAACAACUACAGUAACGUCUCGAAUCUGGAUUGCAUACCCAACGGACAUCACCACCAACAACGCCCGGCUUCCACCGCCGGAAUCAUGCAGCAUAAUGGAAACGGACUCAUGCUACCGCCAGUACUACCACCCCAGUCGCUCACCCCCCAACCCAUGCCCAGCCACAUGAUGGAGCAACACCACGAUGCAGGUGGCGGGAUCAACACCAACCUUCAGUCGAGUCACAACUGGAUCCCCGACAAGUACAUGAAGCUGGAGCCGGUGGGAUCGCCGGUCGAGAAGCGGGCGCGCCUCGACGACUGGCGGGCCCAGUCUAUCACUUAG
Messenger RNA from Bursaphelenchus okinawaensis, 1443 nucleotides. The record is from the annotation of a GenBank genome assembly. Lineage: Eukaryota; Metazoa; Nematoda; Chromadorea; Rhabditida; Aphelenchoididae.